Messenger RNA from Neofelis nebulosa (Clouded leopard), 800 nucleotides. RefSeq names its product histidine rich carboxyl terminus 1 (gene HRCT1). Bases 1 to 342 code for a protein of 113 amino acids. The transcript has a single exon. NCBI's taxonomy places the organism in Eukaryota, Metazoa, Chordata, Mammalia, Carnivora, Felidae. The record is from RefSeq and is a predicted model, not a curated record.
AUGCUAGGCCUCCUGGGAAGCACGACCCUCGCGGGCUUGAUCACAGGCAUUGUCGUGGCUCUUCUGCUGUUGGUGCUGCUGCUGGCCACCUGCCUGUACCACGGACAGCGGGACCAUGACGUGGAGAGGAACCGCCCGGCCGCGAGGAGAAACCGAGUCCGGUGGGCCCAGCCUUGGCUCCUCCCGGGCCGGGCCCACCCGGGACACGCUCACUGUUUCCGUCAUCCUGGCCACGUGUCUCACACGCACCACGUGGGCCUCCACCACCAUCGCCUCCACCGACACCUCUACCACCAAGCCCACCACCAAGCCCACCUCCAUGCCCACCGAGGCCACCACUGACGCCUGUGAAUGGCAGCCACUGCCUGCCCUCCCGUGGACCCCCAUGCUCCUGUGCAGAAGGGCACCUCUCUGUGGUAAACACUGAGUACUGUGCCCUGGGUCCUGCUUGGCUUCUUUUGCAUACUACCCCCCCCCCCCCCACGGUACUAUAAGGAGAGAAGCGAGGAGCACAGGGGUGGCCCUGCGCACACUGGAAGGUAACAAGUUGAGAGCAGAGAUGGUCCUUUGGGGAUGGACCCUGCCUAUGACUGUAACUCCCAGGGGACACCAGUGCAUGUGGAUGCACAGAAGAUGUACCGUGCUCUCUGAAGUGCUGUCCUCUGAUUUACUCAGGCCCUGGCCAGGGGCGUAGCUGGGAGGGGACAGCAAUGCCUUGUGUUUGGAGAAGACAGUAUGAGGCUGCAAGUCAAUUCACUGGUGCCUUAAUACAAGAAAAUAAAAACUACGAGGAAGCUUUU